Scatophagus argus is the source of this 3419-nucleotide messenger RNA. RefSeq names its product GDP-mannose pyrophosphorylase Aa (gene gmppaa). Lineage: Eukaryota; Metazoa; Chordata; Actinopteri; Scatophagidae. Gene Ontology annotation, molecular function: transferase activity. The record is from RefSeq and is a predicted model, not a curated record. Gene Ontology annotation, cellular component: cytoplasm. The coding region runs from base 116 to 1384 and encodes 422 amino acids. Gene Ontology annotation, biological process: biosynthetic process. The transcript is spliced from 12 exons.
GUGUUUUCAACCUGAACUCGUCGACGUCACGAGCAGGAAGUGGAUGCGGAAGUGGGAGUAAACAGCUACAGGUCGUUUUCAGGCAGCGCUCACAAAUCACAGCUUCUCCAGCAAGAUGUUGAAGGCGGUUAUUUUAAUCGGAGGUCCCCAGAAAGGCACACGGUUCAGGCCGCUGUCAUUUGAAGUUCCCAAACCCUUGUUUCCUGUAGCCGGUGUACCCAUGCUGCAGCAUCACAUUGAAGCAUGUGCCAAAGUACCGAAUAUGAAGGAAAUUUUGCUCAUCGGCUUUUAUCAGCCAAAUGAAGAACUGACCCGAUUCCUGUUUAAUGCACAGCAGGAUUUCAAAAUUUCCAUCAGGUAUCUGCAGGAGUAUGCAGCCCUGGGAACCGGAGGGGGCAUCUACCACUUCAGAGAUCAGAUUGUCUCUGGCAGUCCAGAGGCUUUCUUUGUUCUGAAUGCUGAUGUCUGCUCAGCGUUUCCUCUCACAGAGAUGCUCAGCUUCCAGAAAGAACACGGAGAACCAAACAGCUUUGUUAUCCUUGGGACGACGUCAAACAGAAAGCAAUCCAUGAAUUAUGGCUGUAUUGUUGAAAACGAGGAAACACAUGAGGUGUUGCAUUAUGUGGAAAAGCCAAGCACGUUUGUGAGUGACAUCAUAAACUGCGGUAUAUACCUCUUUAACCCAGACAUCUUCCAGCACAUCGGCACUGUCUUUCAGAAGAAUCAGCAGGACAUGCUGUUAGAGGAGCCAGCCAACGGCUGGCACCGAGCAGAGGCCAUCAGGCUGGAGCAGGACAUUUUCACUGCCCUGGCAGGACAGGGCAAGCUCUACGUAUAUAAAACCCUUAGCUUCUGGAGCCAGAUUAAAUCUGCAGGGUCUGCAAUUUAUGCUAGUCGUCUGUACCUCAACCAGUAUCACAAAAAUCAUCCUGAAAGACUGGCCUCGAAUAGGGAAGGAGGGCCAAAAAUAAGUGGUAAUGUCUAUGUUCAUCCCACAGCCAACAUUGACCCCACUGCUGUGUUGGGUCCCAAUGUGUCUAUUGGCACUGGAGUGACCAUCGGUGCUGGGGUCAGAGUUCGAGAGUCCAUCAUCCUCCAUGGUGCAACUCUGCAGGAUCACUGCUGCGUUUUGAACAGCAUUGUGGGAUGGGACAGCACCAUUGGAAAGUGGGCCAGAGUAGAAGGAACCCCAAGUGACCCAAACCCCAAUGAUCCCUACGCCAAGAUUGACAGCGAGACCCUCUUCAGAGACGGAAAGCUCACACCCUCAAUUACCAUCCUCGGUUGUAACGUGACCAUCCCCUCUGAGGUGAUUAUACUCAACUCGAUUGUUCUCCCACACAAAGACCUCAACCGUGGCUUCAAAAACCAAAUUAUUCUCUAGUUAAUCUUCCUCAAGCUCCUGUCCGCUUACUGUCGCUGAUGAAGGAUGCAGUUGGACGCCCGCUGGCACUGCCUGAGUUACUGUUUAUAAGAUGUCAAGAAUGAAAAUAUGAGACGUUUGUUAAAUAGUUUUGAAAGAUAGAUUUUUAUAUAUUUGUCCUCAAGCCUCUAUGCAUCACUGGGUGUCAGCAACGUUAGAGAGAGGCUAAUCACGCAUGUUGAUUCACCUUGAAAAACGCUGUCAUGCCACAGGUUUAUAUUGGUUUUUUUUUUGGUUGUUUUUUUUUUUUUAUUAGAUUUACCGAACUGUAAAAUUAGUGCAGACAGCAGUGUAAUGUAUUUCAUUGGAUGUAAUAUGAUGUAAAAAAAAAAAAAAAAGUUUAUAGACAACCUGUUUCUCAAGGACAUCCUUGAGAAACUUGAAACUUGUCACUUGAAUGUGAGGAGAGAAAUUAGAAAACAAAAAUCACAGGCUACUGACUGGUUAAUUACCUGGAGGUGAUUAUUUGUGUGGAGCUCUGAUUAAAACCUUUUAGUCUCAAAAAUUACCACCAAAAUAAAUCAGUGGGCCUGAGAUUUACAUUGCAAUCAAGUAAUGUUGCCUUUUAAAAUGUGAACUUAGCAGGGGGCCUCGAGACUCUGCCGUGUAAGCAGCAACAGCACAUAUUUUAAAUUGGGCAUUUGCAAUCACUGGUAGAACUGUUCCAGUUUAUGGAUACAGCACAUUAGCAUUUACUUAUUAAGCCCUCGAGCACUCAUGAUCACUUCAGCGCUUUUGUUCCAAUUACGGCAAAGAGGGUGUCUAUUAAGGAGCAAUGUAAAUUGUGAUGCUGGAACUGCAGCAUAAUAUAUUUUAAUCAAGUCUCUUCACAAACUGCCCUCAGAAAAAGAAAAAAAAAUACUUAAUGUACAGUUUUAUUUAUGGUGAAUUUAUUUCAGGUUUCAUAUGUAGACGCCUCUGCUUUUCAUUGUUGAUUCAGAUGCCUUAACUGCUUCAAAAUAACUGCCUCAUGCCAGUCUGGGGCCCCUCAUUACAGUGUUUUUACCCUCUUGAUGGGACGUUGAUCAGUCGGAAUAAAACCUCUAUGCUCCUCACAUGAAAGGCAAUCCCAAAAAACAUUAUCUCAGAUAGGUUUUCCACUCUCGUAAGAGUGCAACUUACAUUUCUAUGCAGAGAAGUGCUUGCAGUGGGAGUUGAGCUUGUAUCAGAAUUCAGAUACUACAUACUGAAUGCACCACAUGUUGUUCAAAGCUUGUCCGUGUUUUUUCCUUUUCUUCUGCCUCGCAGUAGAAAAUGUAGUCGGUUCUUACUGUAGCUCUGAGCAGGUCAGCAGGGGAAGGACAGGAGCUGGAAUUGCGGUAUAAAAGAGUAGAAAAUAUCAAGGUCAGAGUGAUUUUUAAAAAACAUCAGAAUAGAAAGGACAGCAAAGGUGUGACAUGUGACAAAAGCUGGAUUCAAAUCCCUCCCAUCCUGUCCACAGGAAGAGAGUUUUAGUUUGGCGAGUCAAGACGUCAAAUGCCAGAAAGUGUGUGUGUUUACCUUUUUUUAGUCAACAUGGAAACGUUAAAAACAGAUUUGAGCUUCUCUUCACCUUUAGUUUCUGUGACAGCUUUCUCAUCUUGUCAUGUGUUUUUUUUUUGGAAAAAGGUUGUUUUCAUCACUUUCCUAAGUUUAGCUUGCUGACAACAUUUAGAGGUUCAUUGAUACUGUUACUAAUCAAUAGUAUUAUUUGAAAUUACAGACGUGCAUAAAUGAGCCCAUGAAACUUUCUUCUUCCGUUAUUAUAAUUUAAUUUUCACACUCAGCGGUGCAGGUUUAUGUAUUGAUAAGCUUUAAUAUCUGACACAACAGAGAAAAUAAAUAAAAGAAAAUGUUGGCCCUUUCUUUUUCACAAUGUUUAUUAAACAGAUGGUGAUGUUUGGGGGAUUCUUUUAACUCCUCUCCUUUUUAGUUUUUGAAGUCCUGGAAAGAGUCCAGGAUGCUACAGAAAUGUCUGAGUCCAGAAUGGACCACAUAAUUAAAGUUACAAACUCCA